Molecule: messenger RNA, 1080 nt
Organism: Colletotrichum karsti
Lineage: Eukaryota; Fungi; Ascomycota; Sordariomycetes; Glomerellales; Glomerellaceae
Exons: 7
Coding region: 1-1080 (359 amino acids)
Source: RefSeq, a predicted model, not a curated record
AUGGGUUCCAUGAUUCACGAGGCUCAGGCCAUAGUGAGCGCCUUGCGCGGACAGACACUUCACGUCCCAGACCUUGGCGGAAUCUUCAAGAACUGGUCGGUGAAGACAAACCCCCACUACCAAAAGGUCAUCCCCGUUGUCGAGGAUGCAUUUGAUCGAAUGGUCAAGAACCCAGCUCUGCGGAAGAAGUAUCGUGAGGCAAACUACGCCAGAUUCGUGAGCUUGUACUUCCCACACCCGGAGUGGAACCAGAUCAAGACUCUCGCCCACUACAUCGUCUGGCUGUUCUGCUGGGACGAUGCCAUUGAUCAAGAAGGAAGCGACUUGAGCCACAACCUCCUCCGCGCCAAGACCCAUCGCUCGAAUACUAUCAGAGUACUGGAGAACGUUCUUGGCCUCACCACCCAGCCCGCCUCCGAAAUCGAUCGUGACCACGUCAACGCGGAGCUGAAGAACAUCGGAGACGAGCUGCAGAAGGCAUACACUCUCGCACAGAGAAAGGCCUUCAUGUCCCAGAUGCGCCGAUACAUCGAGGACUGCGACAAAGAGCAAUCCCUGCGUCUCCGGGGCAGCCUGCCUGACCUGGAGACGUAUGGUGAGAUACGACACGGGACGGCGGGCGUCUGGACCCUCUGCGCCCUCAUCGAGUUUGGGCUGGGGGAGGCCGUCCCGUGGCGCAUCUGCCACAUGGAGGAGCUGCACUCCUUGUGGGCAGAGACUAGCAGAGGGAUCUGGAUAACCAACGACAUCCUUUCCCUGAAGAAGGAGAUGCCCAAGGACGACAGAGCUGCCGAGAGCAUCGUCAACGCCGUCCCCAUCCUCAUGGCUGAGCAGGGCAAGUCGCCCCAGGAAGCAGUCGACGCCCUGCUCGCCGACCUCGUCGUCUCCGUCGCAGCCUUCGAGGCCGCGGCGGCCGCCCUGGCGGAGGCGGCGGGGGAGGAGGGACGGCAGGCGGUGCUGCGGUACUGCGAUGCUUGCCGGUGCAUGGUCACCGGCAGCAUCCAGUUCACAUUCGAGUCCACCCGAUACAAGUUGGCGGGCUGCCUGAACGAGGACGGAUCGUUGGAUAUUCCGCUGUAA